AUGAACUUUCUCUUCAAACUUGCUGAGAGAAUUAAACCUUUUGUUUCUGUUCCUUCCCUAAUCCCUAAUUCUCCAGAAGCUGUAUUGGGAGAAGAUUGGGACUCGGAUGAACCAGUUAAUUUUAACAUUCCUUACAUGGUCUAUCUGCAAUCCAAGCCAGAGCCUUGUGUGGGGACUCUCAUUGACCGUGAGUGGGUGCUCACGGCUGCUCAUUGUUCCUUACCAGCUAAAAUCCGACUGGGAGUUUACCAACCCAACAUCAAAAAUGAGAGGGAACAGAUAUAUAGUUACUCACUGACUGUAGUCCAUCCUAAUUUUGAUGCAAAUUUCCGGAAAAAUGACCUGAUGCUGAUAAAACUCUCUUACCCUGCUGCUAUAAACAUGCAUGUGGGAACUAUAGCCAUAGCUAUGGAACCCAUGAUAUUUAAUGAAAGCUGCUUUAUACCAACAUGGACCUGGAAUAGCUACAAAAACUUUACUGAUCCUGACAUCCUGACAUGGACAAAUCAGUAUUCUCUUUCCCAAAGUGACUGCUGGAACAUUCUCCUAAAAGAGAAACAAGAAACAAGGAUGAACAUCAUGUGCAUAGGACACUCGUUUAAUGUUAUGACUUCAAUUAAGGAAGUCUCAGCUGCUCCAGCCAUCUGCAGUGGAAGGCUUCAUGGAAUAUUGUCCUGGGGGAAAGCAGGCAUAACCAAGGGAAGUGAGGGCUUCUUCACUGAAAUUCAUCCUUACGCAAGAUGGAUCUUGAAAAUGAUGCAUUCCCACUGA
Messenger RNA from Onychomys torridus (southern grasshopper mouse), 771 nucleotides. RefSeq names its product serine protease 58-like. The transcript has 5 exons. The coding region runs from base 1 to 771 and encodes 256 amino acids. Lineage: Eukaryota; Metazoa; Chordata; Mammalia; Rodentia; Cricetidae. The record is from RefSeq and is a predicted model, not a curated record. Gene Ontology annotation, biological process: proteolysis. Gene Ontology annotation, molecular function: serine-type endopeptidase activity.